Molecule: messenger RNA, 4339 nt
Organism: Anopheles nili
Lineage: Eukaryota; Metazoa; Arthropoda; Insecta; Diptera; Culicidae
Gene: GAPcenA
Product: rab GTPase-activating protein 1
Exons: 8
Coding region: 1-4161 (1386 amino acids)
Source: RefSeq, a predicted model, not a curated record
AUGGAAAAACAGUCGCGCCGUUCGAACAACAGUAGUAGCACAUCGUCCGGGGCAGCUAGGAAGAACCACGAGCACGGGGGAACCAAAGGAACGGGCCUUAAAAGCGCUGACAUCGAAACGAAACAAGGUGUGGACGUAGGAUUCGGUGGUCCAGUUAAUAUCGACAUUUCGGGCAGCGGUGGCAAUUCUCCCGUCCAGCUCGAACCCAGCAGUGCCGACACGUCUGCGGGUUUGAAGUCCGAGGAUAGCUUGAGCAUAAAGUCGUCCGACUCGGUAACAACUAGCGGCGAGUACGAGAUUGUUCCGGAAGCACCCGCCUUAGGAGAGGAUCUUCCGGACGGCGAAGUAAACGGAAGAUCUCCUGGUUGUCCCGACGAGAGGGAACCGGUCCGUACCGCCGGUGAUAUUGGGGCGGAUCUAGCUGAGUGUAUCGCCGACGCCGAGGGCAAAGAGCCUGGGAACGCUGCAGGAAAGAAGCUUGACGCCAUUUCGCCGAUACUAAAUAUCGAAGGAAAUGGUAACAUAAUGGAUUUGGAGAAGAACAUGAACGAAGUCAUCCACGAGCUGGAAGAGGAACGUACUCUGAGUGGUGCUAGUGAUGCGAGCUCUUCAAACAAAGCCACACCGGUGCGGAGUCCGGAAAAACUCACCAAUAACAGCUCCAUCAACCAAAUGCAGCAUCAGAAACGAACCGAAGAAGUUGAAUCGAAAAAGCCACAGGUUCCCACGACGCUGCGUUUGGGCCCACCCGGCAUGGUGGCGAAAUUCACAGUCGGAGGAGACGGCUCGACGGACACCACACCGAAUGCGUUGCUUUCGCCCGAGGGCCCCGGCCGUGGUGUAGGUCAAUCCGUGUUCUAUGACUGUCUUGACAGCAGUCCAAUGACGGAGAAGAAGGACGAUAUGAAACCGGUAGCCGGCGGAUGUGCCGGUGAAACAGACGAAGAGCUUUCCGACAUCGACCAGGACUGUACGAUCUUCAACGGGGUCACGUACCUUGGUGCGUCGCGCAUCAACGCACCGAAGUCGGAGCGGGAAAUUUUGCAAAAAGUCACCGAAAUGAACUCUGGAGGCGGUUCCGGUGCGGGAUCCUUCCCGGAUAGCCCGCUUGGGCUGAAGGUGUCCAUCAGUGUGCCCACAUGUUCGGAGGGGCUUGUUGUGUUGUACGAUUGCGAGUCUAACGCGGUGGUGGCUACUUACGAGGUGCAGCGGAUACUGUUCUUCGCUCGUGGCCCAGUCGGAUCGUCCGAUCAGGCAUGCUUUGCUUUCACCUGGUCCCAUGGGGAAUCGCAGGAAACGGCCGUCCACCAGUGCCAUGUGUUCCGCUGUAACAUCCCGGAGGCGGUCACGCAAGUCAGCACUUGCUUUGCGAAAGCCUUUCAGCGACUGCUACCGCCGAGCAUACCAGCCAGCAUGACGACCUCGCUGGCGGAAAGCGGUAUGAAUGUGAUGCUCUGCUCGGUCACCUCAGACACCGCGGGCAACCCUAUCCAGUCAGCCAUGUACGAGUUUGCGGUGUCGCUGGAAAUCAAGGAGAAAGAACGCAACAAUAGCUAUGUAACCGUGCCACGAGAUGUAAAGUCGAGCUUUCGGUUGCGUUGCAAGACCGAUAAGGAAGUGUGCAUAACCGUUCGGCAAGUGCCGUCAGAUCGGUUCCCUUCGCUGCUGAUCGAACGGUGCUUUGGGGUGCUGCUGAGUCCGGGCAAAAUCGUGCGUCAAGCGGACAUGCAGCUGCUCGAUAUGGUCAGCAUGGGCUACGUGGUGCCGCCUGAUGGUGCUUCUCCGGCCACUGUAGGCGGAGGCAAUGGUGCUAGUGGCCCCAACGCAGCCACUAACAACGGCAACGAAGGUGCUGGAAAUGGGGCCAAUUUUUCACAAUUUCCCUACCAGGUGAAGGCCGAAUGGAAGGCGCACGCAUUCGAACCGCUCAACACGGAAACUCCCAAGAAAGCGCUCACUGUGGCCGUCGAUCUAGUCAUCAAAGGUUUCCAGGACCCGGUGCGAUUCGUAAUGGAAACGUCCGUCGCCAUACUGUCCCAAAGCGAACUGCGCAUCGUUCCGAACAUGUUCAGCAACAAGCGCCCGCUGUUGGUACAUUUCUACUUGACGUUGCGUGAAAAUGGCGAAGGCACUUGGAAGGUGGACUCGAUCGACCACUCGGACGAAGUGGUGGAGCCACAGGCCCCGUCCGCCGGGUCGUCGUUGUCGUUGAAUUUCAACUUCAAAAACUGGACCUUCCGCAACUCGGCUAGUGUACAGUCGAUGCAGGACUUCGACGAGCCUAGCCCGACAGAUUACAGCUCGGAUGGAGACGAGCCGUUGCUGAGUGGAACGGGAGAGGUGUCGAAAAAUUGCUCAGAGGAGCUGCUGGACGAAUGGAAUUGUAUCUUAAAAGAGUGGCGCCAGGAGGAGGCCGAAAAGCGACCCAAAACCCUACCGUAUCUGGUACGCAUGGGCAUUCCGGAGGCGCUGCGAGGUACGAUGUGGCAGCGGUUGGCUUGCGUGGAAAAUCGCAAAGAAAUGUUCGACUCCUACCGCGUGCUCAUUACGAAAGAAACGAAUUGCGAAACCGUCAUCCAGCGCGACAUCAACCGCACAUUCCCGGCGCACAAGUUUUUCAAGGAGAACGGCGGCACGGGCCAGGAGAACCUGUACAAGGUGUCGAAGGCGUAUGCGGUGUACGACACGGAAGUUGGAUAUUGUCAGGGGUUGAGUUUCAUUGCGGCUAGUCUGCUUCUGCACAUGCCUGAAGAGGAAGCAUUUUGUGUACUUGUCGCCCUGAUGUACAACUACGGCCUGCGAGACAUGUACAAGAUGGGUUUCGAAUCGCUUUACUUGCGGCUGUACCAACUGAAUCGCCUGAUGAAGGAUCAGCUGCCGGACCUAUACGAGCACUUCGUCCAGAUGGGAGUCGAAUCGCACAUGUUCGCUAGCCAGUGGUUCUUGACGCUCUUCACCGCCCGUUUUCCGCUGUACUUCGUGUUCUACAUCCUGGACGUGUUCCUGCUCGACGGUAUACCAGUGUUGUUUCAGGUUGCGCUGACGCUGCUUAGCGUCUGCCGCAAGGAUCUGCUCGAGCUAGACUUUGAGGGCAUACUGAAAUAUUUCCGCGUGACGUUGCCGAAGAAGUGCCGCAGCGAGUCGCAGGCCAAUAAGCUGAUGAAGCUCUCCUUCGAAUGCAAGGUAAAAAAGCUGAAGAAGUACGAACUGGAGUAUCUGGCCAAGAAAGAGGAGACCGAGCGGAAGGAACAGGAAUUAAAGCAGCACGAGUUGCGGUUCGGGGAAGAGCGAUCAAAGCUUCAACAGGAAAUCGUCACACUAAACGAAAAGCUGGACGUGAUGACGCGAGAGGAUCGAACAAAUGCUGGUAUCAUUCAGGACUACAAACGAAUCAUCCAGCGACAAGAGGCGGAAAAUGGAAAACUGCACACCAUGCUAGAAGAUCUGACGAAAACCGUUUCGACGUGCAGUAAAUGUACGUCGUGUAUACCGCAAUCUUCUCCACUGCAUAAGAGCUACGGAAAGAAUUUUCAGCAAGCGAAUACCGUCAACAACAAUAACGAACAAACGCACCCGCUUGCAGAUCAACCGGACGGCGCUUGUUCCGUCGGAACGGGUAAUAAAAGUGCGGCCACCGCCGCUGCCAUCGGUGGGUUAGGACCGCUAGAUCCGCUGCUGAUAGCGACGCAGCGAAUACGAGAACUGGAGCACCAGCUGGCACAAACCAAACUAGCCCAGGUGGAGGCGGAGUGCAAGAAUCAGGAUCUUCACCAUCAACUCAAUACGGCCAUCACCGAGCUACAGGCUAAAAGCAGCAGCUGGCAACCAUGGCUAUCCAAGACGCUCAACUCAAUACAGGAGAAAGUGGCCACCAAGCGCGACGUGAACCCUCCCGCUCCAACGUUCCAGUCCUAUGCCAUGCCAGAAGGAAACGUUAAAAAUCAGUCUCACACGCUGCCUCAUGCGCGCAACAACAACAAUAAAGCAGCGUUAGCGCAACGACACAGUCUGACGCAGGUGAACUUUUCAUCAUCCGAUCGCAGCAUGGCUACUGCCAGUGACGUGGAUGGCAACGAGGAACCAGCGGUCCUGGCUAGAGCAAAGUAUGACAGCAGCGUGAACAUACUGUACAAGGACACGCGCUGCAAUAGCUUGAAGUAGACCGUAAGAUGUGGAGCGCGAGUCUACGAGACUCAUUAUAUGUCGAUCAAGAAUCCCACACUUGUGUGGUGGUUCAAGAUGCCACAAUUUUUUAGUCCAAUCCGCCGAUGAGGUGAGGAUUAGCGUUUAAGAUCCUCAUCUACAGAAUGUAGAUGGAACGUAGAGAACCGUAAGGCCA